AGGGACGGUCAAUUUUAUUAAUUUCUUAUUUUCCAGAUGUUGGACCUGGACCCAAGGAGAAGAGAAAAGAGGAUGCAGAAACUUUGACUUUGCUGUGGGUUUUCCAUUAUUAAAGGUCCAUUGGUUUCCAAAAUCUAAACCCCACAUCCAACUCUGUUCUCAUUCAUAUUUGCCUUUGCCCUGUUUCUCUCUUCUUCAAUCCUUUUCAUACAUCUCUUUACGCUCUCUCUCUGUGUUUAAUUCCUCUGUUCCUGAUCUGAAGCUUUUUAAUUAGUCUAAAAUGGAGUACGAAAAUCAGUACAAGCGGGUUCUAACGCCAAAAUACGAUUGUCUUCUUUUUGAUGUAGAUGAUACCCUUUAUCCCUUUAGUUGUGGUUUCUCCAAAAACUGCACCAAGAAUAUAGAAGAAUAUAUGGCUCAAAAGCUAGGCAUAGAGGAAACAGAGGUCUCCAAGAUGAAUCAUGAAUUAUACAAGAACUAUGGCACAUCAAUGGCAGGACUCAAGGCCUUUGGUUAUGAUUUUGACAAUGAUGACUAUCAUAGUUAUGUUCAUGGAAGAUUACCCUACGAGGUUCUCAAACCUGAUCAUGUCCUUAGAAGUCUUUUGCUUAGCUUGCCAAUUCGGAAAGUGAUAUUCUCGAACGCGGAUAGAAUCCAUGUCAACAAAGUCCUGAGCAAACUCGGAUUGAAUGACUGCUUUGAUGAAAUCAUAUGUUUCGAGACUCUGAAUCCCACAAGCGACGAAGAUCAAUCAAUAGUUGAUAAUAGCUUUGUUGACAAGUCAUGUCUAUACAACGAAGAUUCGGAACUUCCAGCUACUCCAAUUGUUUGCAAGCCUUUUGAAAAUGCAUUUGCACAAGCAUUCAAGAUAGCCAAAAUUAAUCCUCAAAGAACACUCUUCUUUGAUGAUAGCAUCCGAAACAUUCAGAGUGGAAAGCGAAUUGGCCUUCACACUGUGUUGGUAGGGAGUUCUCAGAGAAGAGAAGGAGUGGAUUAUGCAAUAGAGAGCAUCCACAACAUAAGAGAAGCUGUACCAGAGCUAUGGGAAGUUGAUGAUUAUAAAAAGGAAGAGAUUCAAAGGUUUUCUUCUAAGAUGGGAAUUGAGACUUCAGUCACUGCCUAAUUAAUAAAAAGCUUUCUUGGUUUUUUAGGCCUACAACAAAGAGUUAUGUGGUUAUCCCUGUCCGUGUCUAUACUCUGUACCAACCACCUCAACCUGUUAAAAGUCAAAUCACUGUGACUUAUAUACAAGCUUUGUUAUUAAUAAAAAAUAGUUCCCUAAACCACUUUUCUUGCCAUGAAAAAGCUUGGCUAAUUUCCAGGCUUUCCAUUAAUUAAUUAACUUCCAUUUUAUAAAAUAUUAUUUAUGGCUUAACAACAUUGAA
Ziziphus jujuba (common jujube) is the source of this 1385-nucleotide messenger RNA. RefSeq lists its product as uncharacterized. The record is from RefSeq and is a predicted model, not a curated record. Lineage: Eukaryota; Viridiplantae; Streptophyta; Magnoliopsida; Rosales; Rhamnaceae. The coding region runs from base 281 to 1123 and encodes 280 amino acids. The transcript is spliced from 8 exons.